AUGGUUUUACGUGGAAAGAACGCAACGCUAGUGGUUGUUGGAGAUAUUGGACGAAGUCCUCGAAUGUGUUAUCAUGCGAAGUCUUUGGCAGAUAAAAACUAUCGAGUUCAAAUAAUAGGUUAUGCGAAUUCAGCACUACAUGAGUCCAUACAACAACAUCCAUAUAUUAGCAUUGUUUCACUUAAAUGUCCACCAGAAUGCAUCGACAGAUUGCGACCUACCAUUGCUUUAAUAUUGAAAUUCUUGUGGAUUUUAAGUUCCUUGUUGAUCACACUAUUGUUUCGUAUCGACUGGCCUUUGUUGAUAAUGGUGCAAAAUCCUCCUGGAGUGCCAUCACUUUUUGCAUGUUGGCUGUGUGCCCGCAUUAGAAGAGCACAAUUUAUCAUUGAUUGGCAUAACUAUACUUACUCAGUACUGCGCAAAAAGUACAAUGUUGAAGAAAUACGCGUUGAUCGUGUUUCUGAGCGCCGAAUGCAGAAUACCAUGAGUUUUGCAGAUGAUCAUAUUGCAAGCACUCCAGAAAUUCGUGGAAAAAGAAUGACUCGAGUUGAAAGAGCUGUUCAAGCUGCUGCGGCUGUGGCAAGUAAGAGGAAGCGUCAAACUGAUCGGAAAAAAAGAUUUUCAUUCAUUCAAAGAUACGUUGAGCAAGCAUAUUAUUGGGAGGGUUACUUUGGUCGUCAUGCCGAUCUAAACAUUUGCGUAACGCAUGCAAUGCGGCGAGAUAUGAAUGAUUCUUGGGGUAUCAGUGCAGCUACUGUUUACGAUCGUCCUCCAGAUUGGAAUUUUCGAAAAUUGAAAGGAGAAGAACGCCAUGACUUUUUACUGAAACUGAUUAGUUAUGGUGGAGAAUUCGAGACCUUCAGAGCUGACAGUAUGUCACAAAAGGAUUCCAUCUUUUCAGAAGAAACGGUAAUAUCUUAUCGCGACGAUGAGGGAAAAGUUCAUCUUCGACACGAUCGCCCUUUACUUCUUGUUUCAUCUACAAGCUGGACAGAAGAUGAGGAUUUUGGACUUCUGCUUGAUGCUCUUCGGGAAUUUGAUAGUAUUUCAAGACUUUCUUCUAAAGCAAAUCCAGUUACUAGAUUGCCGUUUAUAAUAUGCAUAAUUACUGGCCGAGGACCUUUACGAUCAUAUUAUUUGAGUCGUGUAGAGCAUAUGCAAAUGCAAAAUGUUCAAAUAUUAACACCGUGGUUGAAAGCAGAAGAUUAUCCGCGUAUUCUUGGUAGUGCAGACAUCGGUGUGUCAUUACACACUUCUACUUCAGGUCUGGAUCUACCGAUGAAAGCAGUGGAUAUGCUUGGUUGCGGUUUACCAGUAGUUGCCAAACGAUUUUCUUGCAUUGGUGAGCUUAUUUCAGAUGGUCAUAAUGGAAGACUGUUCGAUACAUCCCAUGAACUUUCACAAAUCAUUAAGUCCUUAACUUGCGGUUUCCCUCUUCACUGUAAUCAACUAAAUUCACUGAUAUCAAAUGUCGGAUAUGAUCCUUUGAUAUCGUGGAGCAAAAACUGGGAUGCAUGCAUGUGGCCCUUGAUACGUAGUUAUGGAUCUUUGUCAGUUGAAGAUUUAGCACGACGCAAAAGAUUCGCUGUAAUCUCGCUUUCUAAUGCCGUGGAAGUUCCGAAGUUAAAAGACAUUCUUCCGGGACGUAAGCAAAGAGAACAUGGUGGAGAUGAAAAUUUGAAGUUGAAGGGCAAAAACCAACAGUUAAUACACGAAGUUACCAGUGACGAAGCAGUGGAGGAUUACGAUGAUGAGUAUGUUGAAAGUGUGUCUACAGUAAAUAAAGGGUCUGUAGGGGCUGAACUUACAAAAACGAAACUUCCUUUCAAAAAUGGGUUAUAUCUUGUUAUAUUUGUUCUUAAAAUAAAUCAAAGUACAAUACCGUUAAUUGACGGAAGUUUUUCGCUGCAAUGUUUUCUGGUAGUCGGCGGUUCUGGAGCAGUUGGUAUGUAUUACAUUUUCAUUGCUGGAUCACUGAAUGCUAUAAUUACAAGUGCAAGUAAUGUAGGUAGUGCUGGUUCAUAUGGAAUCAAUUGUGAAGUUUUUUCACUAAUAAAACUUCAUCAAGUGCAAAUUGCAGCUAAAAAUGUUACCGCUGAUGAUGAUUUGGUCCAUCCUUCCAACAAUUCACAUUAG
Molecule: messenger RNA, 2136 nt
Organism: Thelazia callipaeda (thelaziosis nematode)
Lineage: Eukaryota; Metazoa; Nematoda; Chromadorea; Rhabditida; Thelaziidae
Source: the annotation of a GenBank genome assembly